Messenger RNA from Encephalitozoon intestinalis ATCC 50506, 210 nucleotides. RefSeq lists its product as uncharacterized. The transcript has a single exon. The record is from RefSeq and is a predicted model, not a curated record. Lineage: Eukaryota; Fungi; Microsporidia; Unikaryonidae. The coding region runs from base 1 to 210 and encodes 69 amino acids.
AUGGCUUUUUUCCCCGGGGUUGAAGGAAGUAGUGUAAUUGCAGUUCUCCACACAUUCUCCAUUGUCCUUCUGGUUUUUGUGAUUGCCAUUACAGUUAUAAAAACACUUCCUCGGAUGAUUAGUGGAAGGAAGAGCAAGAGCAGAGGGAUGGUUGGGAAGAGAAUAGACAAGUCGUUUGCAAAGACAGAGUCGAAAAUCAAGAGAAGCUAG